UAAGAAAGGGAGUAAAAACGCCGGUCCCUUAAACGCCAUUCACGUGUUGGCAGGGACAGCCAGAAGGCAACUGAAUGAAACAACUUUCUCCCUUCUAACCUGUCAGAAAGACUAACAGCAACUCAGUUUCAUUUUUGUAAGCAUACCAACAAGCGGAGUUGUAGUCAACGUGUGAGCAAGUGACAUAAAUACUAAGACUUUCCUUUGACAGGCGUCACUUGUUUCUGGGGGACCCAGCAAUCUCUGUUAGCAACCAGCAAGAGAAGACAACGCAGAGAUAUUAGAUGACCUGUUACUUUUUAUAAUACUGACAACUCUAGGCAGAAGAAGUUCAGCAAAUCCCCCGGCGGAUGACAGAGCGUUGCUGUUCAGUAGAAUACUAUCAAAAACCCGACAAUGACAGAAGAACUUGAACAGAUCCUCCUGCGGAUGACAGAGCCUGAUAAUGCUGUUAUCCAGCAGGCCACGAUGCAGUUGAAGCAGCUUUUCAAAGACCCAGCCAUCAUCCCAGCCCUCUGUGCUGUCAUGAGUGGCUCUCCAAAUCCUCAGGUCCGUCAAUCGGCUGCAGUGAUGCUGCGGCUGAGGGUGAAGAAACAGUGGAGGAAGAUAAACUCGGCGGAUAGAGAAAGCCUCAAGGCGGUGGUGUUGACGGCGUUCAUGCAGGAAGCAGAACACCAAGUGCAGCACUCGCUCGCCCAGUUGUGCGCCAUGAUGGUCAAAUAUGAGACCCCCAAUAGCUGGCCUGCCCUGCUGCAACUUCUCAAUCAAGCCACCAAGAGUGUCAACCCACACGAUAGACAGGUUGGAAUGUUGCUUCUAAACAAAGUGAUCGAGUCCAACCCAGAGGCUUUCCAGCCUCACUACAACCAGCUUCUCCAGCUCUUCUCCACCGUGCUUCCGGACCACAACAACCCGACAGCCUUGUACUAUUGCAUCCUCACCCUUACCGCCAUGACUCCGUAUACUGGCACCGAACACAUGAGACCGAUGCAGUCCAUCAUCCCGAGUCUGAUUGCCGCUCUGAAACAGUUGAUCAAAGCUGAUGAAAGUCGAGCCAGUGAAUCAAUGGAGGUCUUUAAUGAGCUAAUGGAUAGCGAGGUGUCCAUCAUUUUGCCUCACGUUGAAAGCAUGGUUCACUUCUUCUUGGAGGUGGGCAGCGACACCAAGCUGACUGACUCGCUGCGUGUCAAAGCGCUCUCUUGCAUUGCCUUUCUCAUUAAAUUGAAGAGCAAGACGGUGCUGAAGAAGAAGCUGCUACUCCCAAUUCUUCAGGCAAUCUUUCCCAUCUUGACUGCAACUCCUCCACCCGGUGAGCAGGACCCAGAGGAUGAUGAAGAUGACGACGGAGAUGGCGCCGACAACGAUAACCCUAAACAUUGUGCUGCUCAGGUGAUUGACACCAUGGCGCUCCAUAUGCCACCAGAGAAGCUCUUUCAUCAUUUGAUGCCACUGACUCAGGCCUGCCUGGCCAGUAAUGACCCCUAUCAAAGGAAGGGGGGACUCAUGUGUCUCGCCGUGCUGGCUGAAGGAUGCGCGGAUCACAUCUGCUCCAACAUGCUGUCAUCGGUGCUGCAGACCGUUUGCCAAAGCCUUUCGGAUAGCGAUCAGGUGGUUCGCAUCGCCGCACUCUUUGCGCUGGGACAGUUCUCGGAACAUUUACAGCCCGAAGUGAGUAAACAUUGCGAAGAAUUGAUGCCUUUGCUUCUCGGCUACCUUUCGUCCUUGAACCAGGCCAAGGUUGGCCAUGUCACAAAAGCCUUUUAUGCGCUGGAGAAUUUCAUGGAGAACUUGGGAUCGGAUAUCGAGCCUUACCUUCCCACACUGAUGGACACCAUGUUGUCUGCCCUCAACAACACUGACAGCCUGAAAAUCAAAGAACUCACUGUGUCUGCCAUCGGGGCCAUUGCUAGCGCUGCCAAAGAGUCGCUGGUUCCAUACUUCCCCCCGAUCAUUGAAAGCUUGAGAGGCUUUCUGACCACCACCACCGAGGAAAUGAGAUCUCUGCAAAAUCAGUCUUUAGACACGCUCUCGGUUCUGGCCCGAACCAUUGGUAAAGAGGUCUUUAGUCCACUCGCUGCAGAGUGUGUUCAACUGGGCCUCAAACUCUCGGAGUCCAUAGAUGACCCUGACCUGAGACGCUGCACGUACAGCCUGUACUCAUCCGUUUCCACAGUCAGCCCCGACUGCCUGACUCCUCACCUCACUCCCAUAACUAGGGUCAUGCUGCACGCCCUCAAAUCCAACGAAGGCAUCACGGAACACAUCAAGGAGGACAAGGCUUUCGUCUUGCUGGACGACGAUGAAGAUGACGACGAAAAGGAGACAAAGGAUUGCGAUGAAUGUCUGGAAGACGAGCCUGAGACAGAUGUCCGCGAUGUCGCAGGGUUCAGUGUGGAGAAUGCCUACAUUGAAGAGAAGGAGGAUGCAUGCGAAGCACUUGGAGAGAUUGCCUACAACACUGGCGCUGUCUUCCAGCCCUUUUUGGAGUCCAGCUUUAAGCAGGUGUUCGAGAUGAGAGACUAUCCCCACGAGGAUGUUCGCCGGGCGGCCUUCGAAGCAAUGGGUCAGUUCUGUUGCGCGCAGCAUAAAGUGUGGACCGAAAAUCCCACUGACUUCAAUCACCAAGCCUUACUGAUGAUGCUGGAUGUGGUGCUUCCCAGCUUUCUGAAGACGGUGCGCAUUGAGCCGGAGCGACAAGUUGUAAUGGCCAUCCUGGAAACUUUGAACAGUGUGAUUAAGUCCUGCAAGGAAGAGGUUUUCCAGAGUCCCACUCGGCUCAAGGAGAUCAGUCACGCCAUUCGUGACGUUUUGAAGAAAAAGACUGAGUGUCAGGACUAUGAUGAUGACGAUGAUGACCAACAGGCAGAGUAUGAUGCCCUCCUCCAAGAAUAUGCGGGGGAAGGGAUUCCCCUCUUAGCUGCCUCUGUUCCUGCAGACAAAUGUGCACCUUUCCUCAAUGAACUGCUGCCUCUCAUCCUCAGCAAAACUAAACCUUCAUGCAAUGUGGCAGAAAAGUCCUUUUCUCUGGGAAUAAUUGGAGAAAUUCUGGAGGCUCUGAUCACCACGUCCGGAGGACGGGAACUGGCGAGUCAAUUAUCUAAUCGUCUGCUCCCAAUUAUGUACGGCGGAGUGAAAGACGACGAUCCUGAGGUCCGCAACAACAGCGUGGUUGGACUGGGAUGUCUCGCCCAGGCUGCCGGGCCCCUCGUAGCAUCCGAGUAUCCUACCUUGUUGUCCGUCUUUUCCAAACUGCUCGGUAAAGAGGCCGACUUCAAAGUGAUCGACAACUUGUGCGCGGCCCUCUGCCGUAUGAUUAUGGGCAACAUGGACGCCGUCCCAUUGGAUCAGGUCGUCCCGGUUGUGGUUGCCCGUCUUCCUCUCAAAGAGGACAUGGAGGAAUACAAGACUGUGUUCAGCUGCUUUGCCAUGCUCUACACCAAGUAUCCUGCUCUGAUCGUGAAGCUCAUGAAACCAAUUGUCGAAUCGUCCUGCCACGUGCUCAGUAACAAGGACGUGGAUAAAGAAACGCAGAAAAAAAUAGCCACGUUGUUGAACCAAUUCGCUCAGCAGCACCUGUCAGAAUUCCAAGCGGCCGCGACUUCGCUUCCCGGGGAACAGCAGGCCAAGCUGAGCGCCGUCAUCGGCGCCUCGUGAUGUUGAACCGCACGGAUGACAAUUACGGCACUCACUGUUCCGCAGUUAACUCCUUUUAUUACCGACUUGAAACUUAUAAGCAUAGCCCUCUUGUUUUUCAUUCAUUUGACUGAAGCUUCAUUUGGAGUACGAUGACAAAGCUCAUAAAAUCGAAGGACGAGUGAGCCACCCUAAUGCCUAUGAUAAAAUAUUUUUUACUAGGAAAGCACAUGAAUUUGCAAUGACUGCCAAGCAUCAUGUCCGAAAUGGCCCAAUCAUGCAAUCUGGAGGGACAAUUGGAGUUAAUAAUCAUGUGUUAGCCUUUUCUGAUGCAUUCAAUUGUGAUAAAAGGCAGGUGGCUGUUUUAUUGGCGCUUGGACUUUUAACAAGAGAUUGGAGGUGAGCAAAUGUUACUACACUUGGAUUGUUUUCAGCCUAUAAGCAUAAAAUGUCUUCUGAUCUGUCACUUAAGAGUAACAUAAAACUACAUUUUUGUGA
Messenger RNA from Corythoichthys intestinalis (scribbled pipefish), 4131 nucleotides. It is a transcript of the gene ipo4, whose product is annotated as importin 4. The transcript has 31 exons. Lineage: Eukaryota; Metazoa; Chordata; Actinopteri; Syngnathiformes; Syngnathidae. The record is from RefSeq and is a predicted model, not a curated record. Gene Ontology annotation, biological process: protein import into nucleus. Bases 397 to 3654 code for a protein of 1085 amino acids. Gene Ontology annotation, cellular component: cytoplasm; nucleus. Gene Ontology annotation, molecular function: nuclear import signal receptor activity; small GTPase binding.